Molecule: messenger RNA, 6026 nt
Organism: Maylandia zebra (zebra mbuna)
Lineage: Eukaryota; Metazoa; Chordata; Actinopteri; Cichliformes; Cichlidae
Product: protein EFR3 homolog B
Biological process (GO): protein localization to plasma membrane
Cellular component (GO): plasma membrane
Source: RefSeq, a predicted model, not a curated record
AGUAAUAAAUCAUGUCCUCCACAUGAAGUUGAACCAAAAAAGGAGCCCAAAAUGCAUACACCAAUAAACAUACACUCCACGAUGAACCACUGCUAUCAGAUAGAAGGAAAGUUUUUGUUAUAGAAGCUUCCCAUUGUUGUUUCUCGGCUGGAUGAUCUAUCUGGUCCUGCAGCCAAGUGUGUGAACUUGCACCAAAAAUCCCCUGCAGACCUUUUGCCUGUGCUGGCAUCCUUAGCUGACAUCCAUGGCUGCAUUCCUUGAAUCUCAAGCCCACUCACUGAAUGGCUAUCCCACAGUGCCCCUUUUGCCCUGCUUCUCUCCACCCUACUCUUUCUUUCUCCCUCUCUCGCCCAGCGAGCAGUCCCGGCUGGAUAGUGGGGUCCAUUGUGUCAGUGAGAUGUUUAUUAAUGAGAGGGAUGCACACGGAGCAGAGCUGCUAUAGAAGGACUAAUCACUAAUCUCUUCGUUAAUGCGGACAACCUGUGUAUGCAGUGGCAUACAUUACAAGGAAGCUGUGUGACAAGGACAUACAAGUUGGUGUUCAGUGGGGUGUCUUGGUGAAGUUUAGUUGUAUUUUAAAGUUUUUGGAGAAGUUUUGUUUCUAGGUUUGAGUGUUUGUGUUGGGAUGGAAGUUUAGCUUUUAUGUGUAGGUGCAGAAACCAAGUUCUGUUAAACAAGAAACCAAGUUUUGUUUAUAUUAUAUACGUUUGGAUUUAGGAAGAAAGGUUUUUGUAUCUAUGAAAGGAGUAGUGUUUGUCUGAGUGUGUGUGUGUGUGUGUGUGUGUCCGUUGCCUACCAUGCCUUUGCCUCCGCCUGAUGUCCCGGCCACUCAGAGGCUGGCACUGGACUGUCGUACCCUUCUGGACCAUCGCGUUGGCAAGGGGGUUUGUGGCUGUUGCGGGGCACUCAGGCCUCGGUACAAGAGACUGGUAGACAACAUCUUCCCAGAAGAUCCAGAGGAUGGUCUGGUCAAGGCCAACAUGGAAAAGCUGACAUUCUACGCCUUGUCAGCUCCAGAGAAGCUGGACCGUAUCGGAGCCUACCUGUCUGAGAGGCUGUCAAGGGAUGUGGCUCGGCAUAGAUACGGGUAUGUGUGCAUAGCCAUGGAAGCCCUGGACCAGCUGCUGAUGGCAUGUCACUGCCAAAGCAUCAACCUGUUUGUGGAGAGCUUUCUGAAGAUGGUGCGCAAGCUUCUGGAGUCAGACAAACCCAGCCUGCAGAUCCUAGGAACCAACUCAUUUGUAAAAUUUGCCAACAUAGAAGAAGAUACGCCAUCGUACCACCGCAGUUAUGACUUUUUCGUGUCCCGCUUCAGUGAGAUGUGCCAUUCAGGCUAUGAGGACCCAGACAUCCGCACCAAGAUCCGCAUGGCAGGUAUCAAGGGUCUUCAGGGUGUGGUGAGAAAGACAGUCAAUGAUGAACUGCAGGCCAAUAUCUGGGACCCUCAGCACAUGGACAAGAUUGUCCCCUCUCUGCUUUUCAACCUGCAGAGUGGAGAGCGUACCGAGAGCCGCUCUCCCUCUCCGCUGCAGGCAUCAGAGAAGGAGAAGGAAAGCCCGGUGGAGCUGACGGAGCGCUGCUUCAGGGAGCUGCUUGGACGAGCCGCCUAUGGCAACAUCAAGAAUGCCGUCACGCCCGUGCUGAUGCACUUAGAUAACCACUCUCUAUGGGAGGGAAAGACCUUUGCAGUGCGUUGCUUCAAGAUCAUAAUGUACUCCAUUCAGUCCCAGCACUCACACUUGGUAAUCCAGCAACUUCUCGGUCACCUGGAUGCGAACAGCAAGAAUUCAGCCACGGUGCGAGCUGGGAUAGUGGAAGUCUUGCUGGAAGCAGCUGCCAUUGCAGCCAGUGGUUCUGUAGGUCCCACAGUCCUAGAGGUGUUCAACACCCUGCUGCGGCAACUUCGUCUGAGUGUAGACUACGAGCUAACCGGCUCAUAUGACGGCAGCACCAACAUCGGCACUAAGAUCAUCAAAGCUCAUGAGGAGAGGCAGCUGCAGGAGGCUGUAAUCAGGACCAUUGGUUCAUUUGCCAACACUCUACCAACUUACCAGAGAUCAGAGGUCAUGCUCUUCAUUAUGGGAAAGAUCCCUGUUCCUGGAAUUCACCUUACUUUGCCCUCCUCGGACUCUGGGCCUGAGGGUACCAGGAUGAUUCAGGUUAUGUUACUCAAGUCCUUGGUCCAGGUAACUGCAGGUUUUCAGACUACCAACAUGCUGACAGCGCUGCCCAGCUCUUUCUUGGAGCCCCUGCUGUCCUUCUCUCUAACCGAGGAUCCAGAAGUCCGUCUGUUGGUGCUGCAAAUCCUCCUCAGUCUCAUUGACAGGCAUGAAAACAGGCCCAAGUUUGCCAAUAUGAGCAGCAUCUCGGACAUCUCUGUGCUGAAGCUCAAAGUUGACAAGUGCUCCAGGCAGGACAAUUUAUUCAUGAAGAAGCAUGCCCAGCAGCUAUAUCGCCACAUCUACCUGGGCUGCAAGGAGGAGAGCAGUGGCCGGGAGCACUACGAGACCCUCUUUGCCCUGUUAGGUCUUCUCAGUGUAGAGCUGGCCAAUGAAGAGGUGGUGGUGGACCUGAUUCGCCUCGCACUUGCCUUGCAGGAUCUGGCUCUGUCCACCGACGAGGCUCUGCCUGUUUAUAACCGCUGUGCUGUUCAUGCCCUUGUCGCCGCCUACCUCAACCUCAUUUGCCAGCUCACCACCGUCCCAGCCUUCUGCCAGCACAUUCACGAGGUAAUUGAGGUGAGACAGAAAGAGAGUCCUUACCUUUUGCCCGAGGCCGUCUUUGUUGACAGUCCAAAAUUGCAUUCUUCACUGGACAAAGUAGAAGGAAGUGUUUUGUUCCUCCAGUCAAAGAUCACAGAGAGCCUUGGAGGAAGUGGUUAUAAUACAGAGAGACUCGCCACACCUUAUGUCCCUCAGUAUACUGAUGAGGACCGUCUGUCCAAGAGAAAGAGCAUCGGUGAGACCAUCUCACUUCAGGUGGAGGUUGAGUCCCGAAAUAGCCCAGAGAAGGAAGAGAGGACUCCAGCAGAGGAGAUCACAUUUGAAACCCUGAAAAAUGCCAUUGUGGACAGUGUGGGUAUGGAGGAGCAGGAGAGGGAGCGGAGGAGACAAGUGGUGGAGAAGUUCCAGAAGGCCCCCUUUGAGGAGAUAGCUGCCCACUGUGGUGCCAGGGCCACACAACUGCAGAGCAAACUAAAUCAAAUCUUUGAGAUCACAAUCAGACCCCCUCCCAGCCCAUCUGGAACCAUUUCAUCAGGUUACGGCCAAAGCCAGAGUCGAUCUGUACCCAUUUACGAGAUGAAGUUUCCUGACCUAUGUGUUUACUAAACCACAAAGUCUUCAGCAACGUAAGCGUACAGUAGAGCCUUCAAGGACAGAGAAAAGAUUUGAAAGGGCAACCGAUCCUCACUGUAAAAUUGUCUUGACCGUGGAAUCAAACAGCCACAGUGCACGUGGGACAAACUCAGCUGUAACUAAAGAACACCUCUUAGCUGUCUGAGAUUUUAUUUUAGCCUCUGAUUGCAACAAAAACAAGCUCACCAGUGUCUAUAUUGAGCAGGAAAACAAACGUAUUUCACUCACUUCUACUGCAUCAGUUACUCAUCCCUAGAGACUGGUUAGGGACCCCUAGCAGCCAGCGGCCUAUUGGGAAUGAUAUGCAAUCCCCGAUCAGUUGGCGAGUGGUUGCUGGAAAUUGAUGGCACUUGCCUGGUGAAAUUGGUUGCAAAGUUCACCUUCAAAUAAAAGUUGUGCCUAAUUGCUGAAGCCAACAUGUCUCAAAAGGUGCAGCUUUUACUUUGAAGACAAUUUCAUAGCUGCUCAGUAAGUAGUUGGCGAGUGUUUGCAGAUAAGCUGGUGUCUUCUGUGCAAACUAAAGACAACCUCCUGCAUCUGCCACCAACUACUUGCUGGCAGUUUGCUGGCAUAUUCAUGUCUCCAGGUGGUCUCAAGAUGGUCUCCAGGUGGUCUCCAACCAGUCUCUAGGCCUGUGUGACUGGGGACUGGGAUGUCUGUAGAAACUCCACUGGUUGGAUUUUCAAAUUAGAAAUUGUCAAGAACUGUGAGGGGAAAACUUGACCGACUGGAUGUUAUUUAUUGUCUUGAGAAUGAGUUGAGUAGUCGCAUGCCUGCGACUGGAAACUUUUUGAUAGCACUAUUAUUCUUGUGCAUUUUUUUAAACUUGUUUGUCCCUUCCAGGGUGCCAUACUACCUUUGAUCACAAAAUUAGAUUGCUAGACUGCUUAUUAAUAUUAUUAUUAUUUUUUAUUUUUUUUAAUUGUUUUGAUGACCAGAAAGAGUGUUUGUGGAAACUGAAACAUUUUAAUUUACUUGAUUGUAUUUGUGUGUAUGUCUGAUUGUUGUAUAGACAUAAAGGUAAUUAUCCUCAUCUCCCAUGCCACUUAGCUGCUGAGCAUCCAUCUUUUAGGCUUUAUUGUAGCUUGGUUUUGCCUUCUUAGUGUUACCCAGAAGUGCUUUUUCGCCUCUUUCUGUUUCUUUUACCUAAAUAUUAAUCUAUUUAGUUAAAACACAUUGCACCAGUCAUGACCACACUAAAGGAUUUACAGCAAUGUUUACCAGAUCAAAUGCUAAAAAAACAUUUAUUUUUCUCCCCUUUCCAUAUAAAUGUGUACAUACAGAGGAAUAUAUAAAUCUUUAAGCUGAUGUACAGCAUAAGGAUGUUAAUGUGCGUGUGUAUAUAUACUGUAUAUUCUAAUUUUAGACUGCCUCUGCACUGGUUGUGUUCAUAGAUAAAAGAGAAAUCCACUUAGUAUUCAGAUAGACAAUGUUAAAAUCUCCAAUAAGUAACCAGCAGCACGUGAAAUCCUAACAUCUGAGCAGCCCACAGGAGAAAUUUGCAUCAUCUCAAGGCCAGUAUGUCACAGCGAUUAAUAAAGGGUUACCGAGGCAAUGCUGGAAAAAGAUCAUUUUCAGCUUUACUCAAACAGGUUUCAUUACCAUAACCCUGACCUGCAUUGUUUCCAUUUACAUUCUCAGUCCUGCUGGAAUGAGUUUGCACUAUGAUUUUUUUACUAUACCGCAGCUUUUUCAGCUGCAUGUCUCAGCAAGAUUCAAAAACAUCUAAAAGCCCAGUGUGUGCACAAACACACACACAGGUAUAACAACAAGUAUGAUGGCAAUAAUUUGUCAAGAGUCUGGCUAACACGGUCCAACUGUAGGUAGCAGAUCAUGUUUGUGCGUUUCUAAAUUGUGCCUGCUGUUGUUGUGGUGCUGUGAUGGUUCAGUUUUGUGACAUUUUUAAGAGACCACCCCUCACUCGCUCUCCCUCUGUGCUGCUUCUGUGAGUGAACCGCACCCGUUCCAGCCGUUUUGCAACCAUCUUGUUCAGAACAGAAGACGGUGUCUAGUUCAUCCCUGUCAUGAGCAUUUCCACUGGCUCUUCUUUUGUUUUUUCUGUUUUUGAAUGUCAUGUCCUGUGUAUAUCCGUGUCAGCACAUGCCAGUGUAUGUGAUCGUCUGUUCACGUUUACCCCUUUUUGAUCAGUGCGCGAGUGAGCGUAUUUAUGUGUCUGUGCUAACGCUCGUACAGGUGUGUGCGUGUCUGUGUCAUCAUUACCGAAGACCAAGCUCUCCAGACGUAGUUUACAGUUCUGUCCAGUGACUCUUUCCACCACGUUAAUGCAGAAAAAGCUACUUAAGAGCCGUGUGCAGCUGUCUAAACCUUCCAGUUACACCUUGUAAAAUUGUGUUUUCAGCAUCUUGAACUUGGCAGUGAAGACCUGUAAAUCUAUCAGUCCGCGUGUCGUCAUUGCAUCACGUAAUGUAAUAUUAACUGACGGUAAUCCAAACUUACUUUUUGUCAUUACAUGUCUGGUUAAUAGCUCUGUUUUACAAUUUAGUGCUGUAGGUCAAAUCUGUUCUGUGAACUUUGCACUUUAAAAACUGGAAUACCUAGUGAGAAAGGCAGCUUUUACAUGGAGAAAAUGCCUUAUGCGUGUCAUACCUGACUUUGCAUGCUAGUGGAUGUUACCGUGUUGUAGAAUAAAUUUAUCUCUAACCAUGAAAA